GCACCAGCACCAGCACCAGCAACGACAACGGCAUCAACGGCGAGAGCGGCAGAGGUGUCGGGGGUUGCAAUUAGUGUCGGCUCGCUACGGCCGCGCGACUACGUAACGACUGAAGAGGGGUGCGAGCAGGGUCGGCCGUUAAGGGGUCGAGGGUGUGUGCAGUGCGCGUGAAAGGGGGACAAAAUGUGGUGGAGGUGGCGGUGGAGUGUCGUGACGACGACGACGACGACGACGACGACGACGACGACGACGGUGCUGGUCUUGGCAGCCGUCGUGGCGUACGCGCAGUCGGUGGAGCUACCGGAUCUGGAUAAGCCGAUACCGAUCGUUACUAUCAACGGUGUGGUCGGAAACAAGGCGCAGCUUCCUUGCGAUAUUCAUCCCCCCUUGCAAGAUGAGGUCACCAUGGUGCUUUGGUACAAGGAAGGCGGGAUUGAGCCGAUUUACAGCUUUGACGUCCGCGGCCGCCGGCAGUUCAACAACGCCCAUCUCUGGUCGUCGCCCAAGGCAUUGGGACCAAGAGCUUUUUUUAUCACGGCGACGAAUCCAGCGCACCUCAGCAUCGAUCGGCUGGAGAGCAAGGACGAGGGGAUCUAUCGGUGCCGGGUGGACUUUAGAAACUCGCCGACGCGGAAACAAAAGAUGAACUUAACCGUUAUAGUGCCUCCGUCGAAACCGAUAAUAUUGGAUGGAGAGACGAGGAACAUUUGGAGCAUCGAGAAGCCGUACAACGAGGGGAGCGACGUGAACCUGAUUUGCGAGGUUCGAGGUGGCAAGCCGCCCCCGAGGCUGACGUGGUACCUCGACAACAACGUGAUAGACGAGUCCUAUCACUACAACGCCGAGACCGGGGUAACGGUUAACCACUUGGCGUAUCCUAAAAUUGGGCGACAGCAUCACAAGGCGAGGCUCAUCUGCCAGGCGGGCAACACGAAUCUGGUGCCGCCGCAAACCAAACUGCUCAUCCUCGAUGUGAAUCUAAAGCCAUUGGUGGUUCAAAUCCUGACGAAGGAAGCGCGAGUAUCAGCGGACAAAAAUUACGACGUGGAAUGUCGUACGAGUGGUUCACGGCCGGAGGCAACGAUCACAUGGUGGAAAGCAAACAAGCCGAUCAACAAGAAGAUGGUUCAGACCUAUGCGCGCGAGAACAACGAGAACAACCAGAGCCUGAGUAUCCUGAGCUUCGUGCCAACUAUAGACGAUGACGGUAAAUAUUUGACGUGCCGCGUGGAAAACCCCGCCAUACCUGACAGCACGCUCGAGGAUAAGUGGCGGCUCGACGUGCAGUACCAGCCGGUGGUCAACCUGCGGAUGGGCGAGACUCUGAAUCCGGAUGAUAUCAAGGAGGGCGACGACGUGUAUUUCGAGUGCAGAGUCAAGGCGAAUCCGAAGGUGUACAAGCUCGCUUGGUUCAAAGACGGCAAGGAACUGAAGAACAACGCCACCGCCGGCGUGGUCCUUAGCGAUCACUCGCUGGUCCUGCAAGGUCUGACGCGCUACUCCGCCGGCGACUACACCUGUCUCGCGGCGAACAGCGAGGGAAAGACCGCCAGUAAUCCCGUAUCUCUUCAGAUAAUGUAUACGCCGGUGUGCAAGGAGGGCAGGAGCGAAGUGGUGGUCGGCGCUUUGAAACAGGAAACCGUGUCGUUAGUGUGCUCCGUGGAGAGCCAUCCGGCUCCAUUGACCUUCCAUUGGACAUUCAAUAAUUCCGGCGAGCUGGUCGAGGUACCGCACUCGCGUUAUUCCCACGCAUCGGCGCCCGGCACACCGUCCGUCGCGGACAGUCUGAAAGAGUACCAACAGUUUCACGGAUCCAGGCUGGACUAUACGCCGGCUACGGAAAUGGAUUACGGUACGGUGGCAUGCUGGGCGAGCAACCAGGUUGGCAAGCAACGAACACCCUGCCUCUUUCAGGUCAUAGCCGCGGGUCGUCCGUACGCUCUUCACAAUUGUAGCGCCACGGAGAUGUCGGCGCCCUUGGACAUGGAGGAGCUCGGCACGAAGUCGGGGACGGGGCUGGUGGUGCGAUGCCUGGAGGGCUACGACGGAGGUCUUCCGAUAUACAGUUAUCAGCUCGACGUCGUGGCCGACGAGGACGGGGGUCCGAUUCUGUUAAAUAAAACCGUAGCGGCGGGUCCCAACGGGCCGACUUUCGAGGUCGCGGGUCUAACCACAGGCAGAAGCUAUCGACUUUUUCUCUAUGCGAUUAAUGCGAAAGGGAGGAGCGAGCCUGCCAUUCUCGAGCCGGUGACCCUGAAGGGUGUCGCUAUGUACACGACCGGCAACACCAACGCAUCGAUGCUGAAUCCGUUGUUGCUGGGCUUGGCAGCCACGGCGACCCUUUUGGUCCUGGCCGUAGCUGUAAUCGUAGUGGCGCUCUGCCGGAAGCACUUCACCGGCCGACCCGGGAGUCCAAAGCACGCUCCCAUCGUGUGCGAGCCGCCUAAUGCAGGUGCAACCACCCCGGUGCACCCUCAGACCAAGCAGGCGGUCGAUGACAUCGAUCCGGACAUCAUACCCAACGAGUACGAAAGAAGACCCCUAACGUACACCCCCGUCUACAAGACACCGCCGCAACGACGGAAGAAAGACCGCGCCAGCGACGAGGACGCCUCGCCGGAGAAAAGGCCGAUCGUUCAGCACGGUCUGGACCUGCCGUCGGAUCCGAUGCUCACUGACUGCCUGCCAACGCCUACCAUCAAUUACCCACAGAAUCAUGUGUCUCAGCAGAGCACCUACAAUCAUCCGCCCACGAUGGCGGAUUUCAAGCAGAUGGCAAUGGACGCGUACAAUCAGCGUAACAACCAAAACAUAUAUUAUAGCCUUCAAAGGACGAGCAAAGGGCUCUCGUCGAUGCCGCAGAGGCCCGUCUCGUCAUCGGUCUCGGCGCAAGGCAAAUUCCAUCAGCCGGAAGUGGUGACACGCUCUAAUCGGAUACAAGAGAGUUGUAUAUAAGCUCGAAGGACUCCCCGCGGGAUCAACCCCCGUGAGAGCUUCUGAGACGCCGCUGUCGCCGUCGCCGACGAUUAUAUUUACAAGCGUAAAUGUAACGAACCCGCGCGGCCGGUGAGAAGCGUUGCAGAGAGAACGAGAGAGACCCGUGGAUUCCUGAGACGCGAUUGCGAGGUCUAACGUGGCAUCUUCCCAAUAGUUGGUAUAAGAGAGAGAGAGAGAGAGAGAGAGAGAGAGAGAGAGAGAGAAAGAGAGAGAGAGGAAGAGAGUGUGUGUGUGGUGUGUACGUUUUCGAUAGAAAGAGAGAGAAAUACUUAACUUAACGUUUACUGUACAAAACCGUAGAGGCUGGUUGGAGUGUUCCGGAUCGUAUUGACGGGAACGCGGUCUCUCCUCGAUAUUACGUUACACCGAUCUCGCCGUCGCCGGGGAGUGGGCAUGUUUUCGUACAUAAUUUCGCAGGAGAGACGAAAUAAACGUCGUUAGAGCGAGUCUUAGAGAAGAAGCCCCGUACACGUCCGGAGAUAUUUCUUUACUGACAUUACUGAGAUAUAAGUGGUAUAUCGUACGUACAAAAGAGUCUAACCCCUAAGUAGUUAAUGUCAAUAACGAGAGAGAUGAGGCUGGAUCGAAGCGCGCGCGCGCGCGUGCGGGCUGAAGGAUAUCUCACAACGGCGCUUUAUACUUUAUUCAUACUCCCGAUUACUCGCGAGAGUCGCGCGCAGAAUGUCUUUUUUACGGACCUCACGCGGAAAUUCUUUUGGAACUUUUACAAUCUACAAACUACUUUCGAGUCGGACUACUACUCUCGCAGUCUCCUGCGAGAGAGAACACGGAACAGAAGAGAGGAGAGCAGAGAGGAGAGGAAUGCGUGUGCGCGUGUGUGUGCGUAUGUGCGUGUGUGCAUGUUUUCGCGAACGUAGCUUGUCCGGCCUUAUCCUCGAAAUACUAACGAUAUUAAUGUGAUCGUAUUCGAAGCUCAUCACUGCUCAUGUUUUUCGUACGCAAAAUUUUUUAUAACGACCCGAGAGAAAAAGCGUUAUUCGUUCGAGGGAGGCUUUUCGCCGAAACUCGAGAGGAUCCUCUCCCCUUAAAAGGAGCGACGUCUUCGUUCCCGAUCAGCCGACGCGGCACACGGACGUGGGUUUUACUGUUUAUAUAUGAAACUAGUUUUUGUACAAAGAUCUAUUGUAAAUAGACACGAGCCUGGUCCUAGAGUUAUAGUCACUAAUGUCCGAAUUUCAAUCCGUUACACGUUAAGUCGAGAUAUGUCCGAUCGACGUAAGAUAAAAAAAGCUCGAUGGCAUACGAAUACGAAUAAAGAGAAUACGUUUCAUCUGUUUUACACAAACGAGCUCAUUCGCUUGUCGUUGUCCACUUGACCCUUCCAUGCCCCUCUCCCAUUAAGAAUCGUGAGACGGUGCGAUACGAGGAGGUACGAAAUUCCUGCGGUACGUGAGACGAGAAUUUAUUCGCGCAACGUGUGUACUCGCGUUGCGUUAUAUCCCCCGUACUCUCUCUCUCCACUUUUAACAGGAAAGAAAUCUCGCUACGUGAGAACGCGGCACGAGCGCCGCACUCGCUGUGCGAGUGCGACGCGUACUUAACGCCCGACAUAAUACGAUUCGAUUUACGUCGCUUACACGUCGUGUACACAACUACAGUCAAGUACAGCUCAAUUAUUCUCCGCUUAAACUAAAGUAAAGCGACUGCGAGAAACCUUCGAUCCUUCACGGCUU
Messenger RNA from Harpegnathos saltator (Jerdon's jumping ant), 4691 nucleotides. Its product is annotated as hemicentin-2. Bases 184 to 2955 code for a protein of 923 amino acids. The record is from RefSeq and is a predicted model, not a curated record. Gene Ontology annotation, molecular function: protein binding. NCBI's taxonomy places the organism in Eukaryota, Metazoa, Arthropoda, Insecta, Hymenoptera, Formicidae. The transcript is spliced from 12 exons.